Phragmites australis (common reed) is the source of this 836-nucleotide messenger RNA. Its product is annotated as flowering-promoting factor 1-like protein 3. The transcript has a single exon. Lineage: Eukaryota; Viridiplantae; Streptophyta; Magnoliopsida; Poales; Poaceae. The coding region runs from base 141 to 479 and encodes 112 amino acids. The record is from RefSeq and is a predicted model, not a curated record. Gene Ontology annotation, biological process: regulation of flower development.
UGAUCUCCCGCUAGUCAUAUAUAGUACUGGCCGGCAGGCGUACCAUGGUACCAGUAUAUAUGCGCUGCCAACCCCCUCCGUGCCUCACCGCCCACCUUCCUUUUCCAUCCACCUGAAGCACACAAGAGACAGAGAGAGAGAUGUCCGGCGUGUGGGUGUUCAAGGACGGCCUCGUCCGCCGCGUGGAGAACCCCGGCAAGGACGAGGAGUCGUCGUCGGCCGGUGGCGGCGGGGGCAAGCGGAAGGUGCUGGUGCACGUCCCCAGCGGCGAGGUGGUGACGUCGUACGAGGUGCUGGAGCGGCGGCUGCGGGAGCUGGGGUGGGAGCGGUACGUGGACGACCCGUGCCUGCUGCUCUUCCACCAGCGCUCCACCGUGCACCUUAUCUCCGUCCCGCGCGACUUCUCCAGAUUCAGGCUCGUCCACAUGUACGACAUCGUCGUAAAGACACGCAACGUCCUCGAGGUGCGCGACGCGUAGCUUGUCAUUGGUCGAUCGAUCGGCCGGGCAUACAUAUGAACAUGGCCUUUAUAUGAAGGUAACCUCUCGAUCUGGGGCAUGUCCCACGCGUACGUACGUAGUACGUGCGUGCCGUGACCUCAGUUUGGGGUUUGUAUUUUGCUGUAGGCAGUGGUGAUGUCUACGGAAGUGGUAUAUGGUAUAUAGAUGUUUUGAAUACUUCGCAUACACACAUAUAUAGAUAUAGAUAUAGGGGGAAACACCAAGGGGAUCGAUAGACAAAGUUGGUACAACGGAGAUGUACCCGCUCUUUUGUAUUUAGUCAUGAUCCAUGUGCGCGGCUUGUAGAGACUAUAUAUGUACGAUGUGCAAAUUAUU